Molecule: messenger RNA, 960 nt
Organism: Colletotrichum destructivum
Lineage: Eukaryota; Fungi; Ascomycota; Sordariomycetes; Glomerellales; Glomerellaceae
Product: Putative anthrone oxygenase
Exons: 1
Coding region: 318-860 (180 amino acids)
Source: RefSeq, a predicted model, not a curated record
CCCGGACAUCCCCUCCAAACCCCCCUUGGUUCCCCCUACAAGCUCCCGAACUCGAGCUCGAGGUUCGUAUCGAGCUGCAUACGUCAGGUUGCUCAGUCUUUAUUCUAAACUCGUCCACUUCACGACGACUGUGCUCAUUCAUCUUCCAUUCCCUAGUCCCGCAACCGUCCACCACCGAUACUUAUUCCUCCUCUUUCCCCCUCCUCCCCACCCUUGAAUCCUGCCUAAGCAGUGGACAGAAAGCGUCGAAAGCACACAACCAUACCAAAUAAAAAUAAAAUAAUAAAGGAAGAAAAAAGAAUUUACCAAUAAAAACCAUGUCCUCCCAGCCGCCAUCCUCCCCGCUCCGCGCUCUCCAGGCGUCAACCGUCUUCGUCAACACGGCGCUCGCCGGCCUGAACCUGGGCCUCUCCGUCCUGGUCGUGCCCCGCCUGCUCGAGUCGCCGACGCCGCUGAUGCUGCGCCAGUGGUCCGGCAUGUUCCGGCGGGCGAGCCGCCUCCUCCCGCUGCCGACGAUCCUGUGCGCGCUGAGCUACUGGUACGUCGCCUACGCCACCGCCGCCGCCGCCGCCCGCGGGCGGAUCUCGGCGGGGGGCGACAGGUCGAGGCUGCUAGCCGUCGCCGGCGCGCUGUGCUUCUCCGUCCUGCCGUGGACCAAGGUGUUUUUGGUCGAGAUCAACAGGAAGCUGUUCGCCAAGGUCAAGGAGACGGAGGGCAUGGGCCUCGUGGCCGUCGGGCUGACGCAGGAGGAGGAGGAGGGGGCCAAGUAUCUGGUCGACCAGUGGGGUCUGUAUAACCUCGGGAGGAGCGUUGCCACGGGUCUCGGCGGUGCCGUUGGGCUGUACGCGACCGUCUUUUGAUCUUGGCUCUUUUGGAUCGUUUAUCUAUUUGGUCUGUCUGUAUGUCUGUGUGUGUCUGUCUGUCUGUAUGUUUGUCUGGUGGCCUGGCUAUUGAACGCCU